UAUAUGUUACAUAUAUAUAUAUGUAUUUAUAUGAAAAGCAUGUGUAUUCAGUUAUAUAGAUAAGAUUAAUAAGUUUGCGAUUAAUAAGUUUGCAACGUGUGAUUUAUAUAUUAUUUAUUUUUGAAACUACAUUUCAAAAAUGUCGCUUAGCAACUGCGUUAAUCUAAAUAAUUCCAAUCUCGAUGGUAUGUCCUCUGACUUUUUAUACCAUCUGAAUAUCAAUGUGGCAAACACCAAGGACACUCAGGAUAUACAAAAGCAGUUCGGAGAUGUUCGGGUCAUCUGCAUGGGCGGCACUGGUAGACGGAUGCUGGAACUGGCUAAAUAUCUGCGUCUCAAGUUGGGUAUAAGUGGCGAAGGCGAACCGAUCGAUUUAUGUGAGGCUGGACAUCGCUAUACCGUCUACAAGGUGGGACCUGUUCUGUGUGCCAGCCAUGGUGUCGGUUCCUCGACGUGUUCCGUCGUCCUCCACGAGCUGCUUAAGCUGGUGAAGUAUGCCAAGUGCCAGGAUCCCAUAUUCCUGCGCAUUGGCACAUGUGGUGGACUGGGAGUUAAGCCAGGCACUGUUGUUGUGACCAAGGAUGCCUACAACGGCUACUUGAGAAACGAACAUGAGAUCCCGAUUCUGGGAGAGCGUGUUGUGCGACCAGCUAGUUUCCACGAACAACUCAUUGAGGACAUUGUAAAAUAUGGUACCCAAGCGGAUGAUGGUUUCGAAACCAUUAAGGCGAAUACGAUGUCCACCGAUUGUUUCUAUGAAGGUCAAGGUCGCACCGAUGGCGCUGUGUGCCAAUACACAGAGGAGCAGAAAAUGAAAUUUCUGCAAACGGCUUAUGAGAAAGGUAUACGAAAUAUCGAAAUGGAGGCAACAAUGAUGGCCUCAUUAACGCUCAUGGCUGGAGUCAGGGCCGGUGAUAUUUGUGUAACUUUAGUUAAUCGCCUAAAUGGCGAUCAGGUAACAAUCACAAUGGAUGAAAAACACGAGUUCGAGGAACGUCCAUUUCUAAUUGUGGGUCGUUUCAUUAAGCAUCUGCUGAACAACUGAUUAUAUCAGAUGAAAUAUGUAUUAUAUUCAUAUGUAUGUAUAUAUAUCCAUCAAAAUUAAUAAACACAGUCAUGGCAUGCAUAUAUUAAAUAUGACAGC
Molecule: messenger RNA, 1144 nt
Organism: Drosophila grimshawi
Lineage: Eukaryota; Metazoa; Arthropoda; Insecta; Diptera; Drosophilidae
Product: uridine phosphorylase 1
Exons: 7
Coding region: 140-1045 (301 amino acids)
Biological process (GO): nucleotide catabolic process; uridine catabolic process
Cellular component (GO): cytoplasm; cytosol
Molecular function (GO): uridine phosphorylase activity
Source: RefSeq, a predicted model, not a curated record